AUUCCAUCUGGAUAAAGCACAACCCCCUCCAAACAAACAAAAUCCACACCCAAGCCUCUUAUUUUCUCUCUACACUACAAAAAAUUUUACGCAUCAAAACUCUAUUAAUAGAAGCGAUCACAGCGCCCGGCGCUGCCUUUCUAUUCACUUUCUUGAAAGAAUUUCCCGAGAAACAAACGAUUCUUUGCCUAUUUAUCAUAACUCAUCCUCAGCUUGUUAUUUGGAAACUCUCUGUGUAGGUAAAGGUUUAUGUGUUUGUCCACUUUCUUCGAUUUUAUCGGAACUCAAAAUCACGCUGGUCUUAACAUCUCUAAACUCCCUAUCUGCACAGAGAGAUAAUUAGCCAAGGUUGUCAAAUCUUUCAAGAUUUAAGAUUUCUGUUAAAAAUCUAAUAAUCAAGGAAUCGAGAAAAAUGAUGCGAAGACAGAAUCAAGAUCAACAAUCUCGUGUACUCGACGAGCUAUCAGCGUUAGUAUUCAAUCUCCUCCGUUCACCAUCGACGCCGAUCUCGUUUUCUGAUCAGUUUCCGGUGCCCUCCACGUCGCUGAGGAGGAGGUUGCCGGGAAUAACGCCGGGGGGGUUCGCGUCGUUGCUAUUAGGGAUAUCGUUGGCUUUGAUGUUAUGUGGAUCGGUUACGUUUUUUAUUGGGUUUUUGUUGAUGCCUUGGGUUCUUGGAUUGGUUAUGGUGUUUUAUGUUGCUGGGAUUGUUUCUACUGUCUCCAUGCUGGGCCGCUCUAUUCUUUGUUACGCCACGAAUCCUUCUUCUCGAAAGGAGAUUCCUGCAUGGAAACUUUUGUGAACGCAAAGUGGUUCAUAGAGCUGAACUAUGUACGGGAGUAUUGAGCAGCUCUAAUGUUCUAGUGAAUGGUGCUGCGUAUAUAUGAAAUUACCCAGCUUUUUCAUGAAAUCACUGGAAUUGUAGAUAACUGUGUUUCCUGAUGGCCUAAAAUUGUGGAUACGACUUCUUUUAUCAACUAGAAAUGGUGAAUAUUGAAGGUCUUAAGAACUUGUAUAAUGAAUUCUUACUUGUGGGAGGAAAUGGGAGAGUUGUUCCCGGGUUCUUUCUGAUAUUCAAUUCCCCUAUCUGUUCAGCAAUAUAUCAGCAUUACCAUUUUAUCUUAUUUCAUCUGUAUUCUUUUCUUGUAACCAUAUUUAAUUCUAAAGAGGAAGGAGAGAUGAUUGAGAUACUGGAUGAGUUUUUUCUUUUUGAUCUAACGAGAUAAAGUUGAGAUUUCA
This is a messenger RNA of Populus euphratica (Euphrates poplar), 1236 nucleotides long. RefSeq lists its product as uncharacterized. The coding region runs from base 413 to 799 and encodes 128 amino acids. The transcript has 2 exons. Lineage: Eukaryota; Viridiplantae; Streptophyta; Magnoliopsida; Malpighiales; Salicaceae. The record is from RefSeq and is a predicted model, not a curated record.